Messenger RNA from Hyphopichia burtonii NRRL Y-1933, 1353 nucleotides. RefSeq names its product FG-nucleoporin. Gene Ontology annotation, cellular component: nuclear pore; nuclear pore central transport channel. Gene Ontology annotation, molecular function: structural constituent of nuclear pore. NCBI's taxonomy places the organism in Eukaryota, Fungi, Ascomycota, Pichiomycetes, Serinales, Debaryomycetaceae. Gene Ontology annotation, biological process: protein localization to nuclear inner membrane; NLS-bearing protein import into nucleus; nuclear pore organization. The transcript has a single exon. The record is from RefSeq and is a predicted model, not a curated record. The annotation marks the transcript as partial.
UCAGGUGGACUCUUUGGAUCAAAUAACAGUACCACGAAUACUUCUUCCACUGGAGGUGGGCUCUUUGGCUCUAAACCAGCUGCUUCUGGUGGAUUGUUUGGCAGUUCUAACACAAACAAUACUAGCAAUACAAAUACUAACACUAGUGGUGGAUUAUUCGGUUCUAAUACUUCCAAUACUUCAGGUACCACUGGUGGUGGAUUAUUCGGUUCUGGUAAUACUACUAAUACAUCAGGUAAUACUGGUGGGUUGUUUGGAUCAGGUAACGCCUCUAAUCCAUCAGGUAAUACUGGAGGUGGAUUAUUUGGAUCUAAUCAACAACAACAACAACAACAACAACAACAACAACCACAACAACCACAACCACAACAACCACAACCAAGUGGUGGGCUAUUUGGUCAAAAUACAACCAAUAACUCUCAGCCUUCAUUUGGCUGGUCAUCCCAACAAAAUAACAAACCUGCUUUGGGUGCAGCCAAUACAUCCAAUGCAACAAACAAUAAUAUAUCACUCCCAUUUAAUUCCAAUAACUCUACCACUUCUAACGUUAAUACUUACACUCCAGCCAUUAAUGACCAAUUACUUAAAAUCAAGGAGCAAUGGGAUCCAAAUUCUCCUAAAUGUGCAUUAAAAACUCAUUUAUAUAAUAAAUUCAAUGAUCAAGAAAUUAACAUGCUUCUCAGCCAACAGAGACCAGCCAAUGAAUCAUCAGAAGAUUGGGAUGCUGCAAUGUCAAAUAGACCGACUCCUCAACAUUAUCCAAUCAAAAUCACUUCAUUUACUGAAGUUGCCCAAAGGGUUGAAGUUCAGUUAAAUCAUGUGGCCAAAUCUAGAAUCUUAUUAAAUACAAUCAAUGAUAGACAAUCUGCAUUAUCUUCAAAACAUGAUCUUGAUAACACUACAAGAAUAUUAAAAGCUAAAGCCAAGCAUACUAAAUUAUCAAGAAGAUUAUUAAGAUUAGCCACUAUUUUGGCUAUUUUAAGACUUAAAGGAUAUCCAUUAUUACCUGAAGAAGAAGAAAUUUCAAGACAAUUUGAUUUAUUAAAUGAUAAGUUAAAUGAUCCAAAUGCUUCUUUAGGUAAACUCAAUGAUGUUUUCGCAAGAUUAGCAAUAUUAAAAGAACGUAGUGAAGAAUUAGCUAACCAAUUCGAUUCUUCUGUUAAUACUAUGAAUGGUGGAUUAAAUCAAAGUUCCAAUGAUAUCUCAAAUGGUGAAGCUGGCAAAGAUCAUGUUGAAGAAAAAUCUAAUGAUGAAUUGGUUAAUAAAUUGACUAAAUUAUUAUUAAAACAACAACAGGGUUUGAAUUACUUGAAUGAAGUUUUACAAAAAGAUUUUGAUGAAGUGAAAAAAAUA